GUGAUGGGGUAAAGCUUGGAUGGGCAUUGGAAUCAUGGGGCAACAUAUUGAGCUGACAGUUGAAAGAGACGGGGUAGAAUGGCAGUGUGCCGCGAUGGGGUAUAGAAUAGGACUGUUUCAUUGAGGCUUGAGUCGAAUACAAGAUGUCAAGGGACGGCUCAAGAACGAUUUCCACUUUAGGCUACCCGAACAGAGAGGCUGUGCGAAUUAAAGUCAAGAAAUAUGAGGAUGACCAGGAGCCGGAGUACCGCAAGUUCAGCGUCGACCCGCAGAUCACCACAUACAGCAUUCUCAGAUGCCUCCUCUCCAGAGCAUUCGAACUGAAAGGGGAAUUCGCCAUAACCUACAUGGCUAUUGAUGACUUUGGAGAAGAAACAUUCCUGGCUUUGCUGUCGGACUGGGACCUUGAUGCGGCCUUUCUCAGCGCCUCCGACCCGUACCUGAACCUGCGGCUGGAGGUGCGUCCGUUCGACGUGAGCGGCGGCUGGGAGCCGGAGGCCGGCCUCGACCUGACCCAGCUGCGCAAGCCUUCGGCCGAGCUGCGCCCCCUGCCGGCGCCCGGCCGGCUGCUCGGACUCGGCAACGUGCUCAACCAGGUGCAGAACACGUUCAGUUUGAUGUCUCGCGCGCUCAACAUGGGCGACGAGAGGGCGAGCGCGCCGGCCGCCGCGCCGCCGCUCACCGACACAGAGUUCCACAACUACCUGGAUACGGUCGGCCGGCUGGUGCAGCCCAAGGAGCUCCGCGUCGCCAUCUACCGGGGCGGCGUGGUACCCACGCUGCGGAAGGUGGUGUGGAAGCACCUGCUGAACAUCUACCCGGAGGGCAUGACGGCCCGGGAGAGGAUCGAGUACGUGAAGCAGAAGUCCACCGAAUACAGGGAGCUGCGCGACUGCUGGAUGAAGAUGGUGCAGGAGGGCAAGAUCACGGAGGAGAUCCAGCAGAGCACCAACAUGGUGAAGAAGGACGUGCUGCGCACAGACCGCCACCUUCCCUUCUUUGCCGGUGGGGAUGACAACAUCAACGUCGUCGCGCUCUUCAACAUCCUGACCACGUACGCGCUCAACCACCCGUCCGUUGGCUACUGCCAGGGCAUGAGCGACCUGGUGUCGCCAGUGCUGUACGUGCUGCAGAACGAGGCGCAGGCGUACGUCGGCUUCUGCGGCCUCAUGCGCCGGCUCAAGCCCAACUUCGACAUGGAUGGGCUGGCGAUGACGGUGCGUUUUCAGCAUCUGACGGAGGCGCUGCAGUUCUACGACCCCGAGUUCUUCGAGUACUUGAAGGACAGGCAGGCCGACGACUUGCUCUUCUGCUACCGCUGGCUGCUGCUGGAGCUGAAGCGGGAGUUCGCCUUCGACCAUGCCUUACGGAUGCUGGAGGUGUUGUGGUCCUCGCUGCCACCGGACUGUCCGGCCGAGGGUCUGCAGCUGUUCGAGCGGCGGUACACGGGGACGCCGCCGCCGGACAAGGUGUGCGCCAUUCGCCGGCAAAGCUCGGGCACCGUCAGCCUCGGCAACAGUCCGCUGCUCAAGAAGGAGUUCUCUUCCAGCGAGGCCGCCGUCACCGGUAUGGCCGCCUCCAACGAGGAGGAACGACAGGCGCGCAAGGAGCGGCUGCUGCGCGAGCGGCGCCUGCAGUCGGACCCGGAGCUGGUGAGCCCGCCCGGGGGCCGGCUGAUCCGCGACCUGGCCGAGUUCCGGCGACUGACGCGCCAGCCGGCCGCCACGCCCGCCACGCCCGCCACGCCGUCGGACGAGUCUGACUUCGGCUCAAUCGAGUGCCCGGCGGCGACCGAGAUGCGGCGCGAGCGCGAGCGGCUCGAACGCUCCACCAGCUGCUUCAUCGAGCACGCCGCCGCCGACGCCGUCGACAUUUUCGAGAACCCGAUCCUGGAGGAGGACGCUGAGGUGGGCACGGCGCCGGCGGCGGGCGAAGCGCCUGACGAGGCCGCCCUCUCGUCGGUGGGCUACUCAACGGAGCCGGCGCCGCGCGCCCUCCUGCCGCCGCCGCAGGAGUUAGGCGGCGGCAACCCCUUCCUCAUCUUCCUCUGCCUGAGCCUUCUGCAGCAGCACCGCGACAUCAUCCUGAGCCGCCGCCUCGACUACCAGGAGGUGGCCAUGCUGUUCGACAAGAUGGUGCGCAAGCACGACGUGACGCGCACGCUCGAUCAGGCGCGCAAGAUGUUCACCGACUACCUGAAGCGGGACUGGGGCGUGACCAUGGGCGACGAGGUGGCCGGCGGGGCGGAUGUGGGCGUGUGAUGCUCAGCCGGCGGCUCUGGGAGACGACUCGCCGGCCGGCUCGUGGCUGGUCGGCGCGGGCGGCGCGCCAGCCGCAGGAAUGUGAUAUCGAUGGUCGAGUGGGUGGGGUGGGCUGAGUCCGAGCUCGUCCGCGUGGGUCCCCGGCUGGGCGGCGGCGGGGGACCUGCGGGGGACCUGUCUGCGCCACUUCGGGGCGCAGGGGCGGAGAAAACCGGCGGGGGCGCGUUCUGGCGACGGUGCUUUCCGGCACAACGAUUGCGCUGUUUUGCUCGAGUCUCGCAAUCUCGUAAGCCCGUAGCUGAGUAGCCGUUCCUUGCCGCUCCGGGGAGCGUUGGGGAACGGCUUCUUAGCUCCGCGAGGGCAUUCCGAAGUCGACAUUCGUCUAUUCCUGCUGCCUGGUGACGGCGGGGACGGCCCGUCGCAAGCUGGGUGGAAUGCGGCCCGGGCUGUGGAGUCGGCAGCGGGCGUCGAGGUCCUGCUCGAGCUCGCGAGACGACGGCGAGCGAUCAGCCACCAGUCCCCGCGCUUAAACAAGCGGCAGACUUGACCGCGGGCGGCCAGUUCUUCAGCAUUCCAGCGGACCACUGAGCGUCUUGACCAACGAUAUGCAGGGUCCAGUCCCGCAUCAGGUGGCGGUGAUUAGCAGGGUUCACGCAGCUUCGUCUAUGGUGCCCGGCCAUGUCAGCACACGGGCACUGAGCUGUCCGACCACGCCUCCGUGGUGUCUGAGUAUGUAUUUCCAUUGCGGGUACGCUCAUUCUUAGCUUGUUUGAAAUCAUGGUGUGGCGCAAGUCCGCAAAAGCCUGUUGCGGAGAGUUUGACGCGGCGUUUGCUUCCGUCGCGGUAUGUCGUCCGUUGAUAUUAAGCGUUUGUCUCCUAUGUUCGUUUAUUGUGGAGUUCAUUUGUCAUACGCUUAAUCGAGUGAAGAGACAAUACGAUGGUCAUUAUUCUCACUUCGAUUUCGUCUCCAAAAUCCUUAUAGCUUUAAAGGCGGGGAACACAACAUGGGACGGUCUUGGUGCGGCCAAUCGCAAAGAUGCCGAUCCGAUAUAAUUCAAGCUAAAAUUAGUUUUUAAAUUUGCAUGCCGUUCUUCAUACAAACCUGUUCUUUACGCCGGCCCGUAACGAUUUGUGAUAGCUACUUGAAUCAUUCCGUUGCCUGCAUGUGGCAAGACCUCGCCAUACAUACCCUGUGCGGCUGCUGUCAACGUGCUUUAUCAUCGCCCUGGUCGCUGGGCCCAGGGCGCCGCAAACCUUUGGUGAUACGAUGCAAGUCGAAAACGAUAAAUUGCGCGGAGGACGAGCACAUUGCCCAGCGCAUGAAAGCUAGAUUUGUCCUCGUCCAUGUCGUCGAAAUCCAGUGCGCCGGACUCAUCGCGCAGUUUGAGUUCCUGCAUUCAGAAGACAGGCGAGGUCCGCAGAAGCCGUGCUGGGAAAGAACCCACGACUCGGUCCAAACGCCCGUCGGUUUUGGUCGUCCGCGUUUACUGGACUCGACCAGAUGCGUACUAUGUACGACGCGUGUUGCGUGUCCAAGUCUCAUCUAGGUUCAGCGGGGGAUCUGCUCCCCAGGCGUCGCCUGGUGAGCCGCGUGGCACCCGCGCCUUGCCUCGCAAAGUGCAAUGCAUUCCGCGCCGCAGAGUGCGAGGGUAGCUCGCGAGCGGCUGGCGGCGUUAUUCAGGCGGCCGGGACGGUGGUCGCGUUAGCUAGCUUCGCAGGCGUCCCGUGUCGUUUCGAGGUGUGCCGUUAAUGUGUGUGGUUGGUGGUCCGUUCCGUUUUGCCGGGCUGGGGCUGGCGUGGGUGGUGGCGUCGCCCUCGGAGCUAUUUAUUCGUAUUUAUUGACUGAAAUACAUGGUGUGUCUUUCA
Messenger RNA from Pollicipes pollicipes, 4127 nucleotides. Its product is annotated as TBC1 domain family member 25. Gene Ontology annotation, molecular function: GTPase activator activity. The record is from RefSeq and is a predicted model, not a curated record. The coding region runs from base 144 to 2261 and encodes 705 amino acids. Gene Ontology annotation, cellular component: autophagosome. NCBI's taxonomy places the organism in Eukaryota, Metazoa, Arthropoda, Thecostraca, Pollicipedomorpha, Pollicipedidae. Gene Ontology annotation, biological process: activation of GTPase activity; regulation of autophagosome maturation. The transcript is spliced from 13 exons.